Vicia villosa (hairy vetch) is the source of this 4267-nucleotide messenger RNA. Its product is annotated as filament-like plant protein 4. The transcript has 6 exons. The record is from RefSeq and is a predicted model, not a curated record. Lineage: Eukaryota; Viridiplantae; Streptophyta; Magnoliopsida; Fabales; Fabaceae. The coding region runs from base 722 to 3973 and encodes 1083 amino acids.
CUGUUAUCAACUUCUUCCUCCUUCUACAAUCUUCCGAAGCUUUCGUUUCGAAUUCGUUUUUCAUCAUCGUUCAGUAAUUUCAAUCCGAUUGUUUCACCUAUUUCACUUUUUUUUCCUAAAUUAGAAUCAAUAAAUUCAUAUAGAAUUUUCAAUUUCACUUCAUUCAUUCAUUCCUGAAAAAAUCGAUUCCAAAUUUUUCAUUAUAUACAAUUUUCCGCUUCUCAUAUAUUUUUUUUAUUAAUUUUUUUCGUUUUUGUUUAAAAAAAAUAUAUAUAAUUCUAAUUUCGUCGUUAAUAUUUUCUAAUUUGAAUCUAAAUUAUCAUGUUUAGUCACACAAAUGCGUUUUAAUUAAAAAAUUUAAUUAAUAUUAUAUAUUUUUUUAAUUAAUGAAUAAUUUAUUUAAUUAUGGUUUUAUAAUUUUUGGAUGAUAUGAACAGGGUGAUGUGAAGUGGUUAGAUCUUGAAGAUUGCAAUUAGUUUAGAAUAUUAAUUGGUUUAAUGUUUAAUGCUAUGGCUCACACUUUGAAUGUAUUGGUACAAAUAUAGUAAGAAAGGGACCCAAUAAUAAUAUAUUGUUACCAAAUUAUAGGCAAUUCCACAAUCUGGGCCUUCUCUGUUGUUGCAUUUCACUGUUUUCUUUUUGUGUGUGAGUGUUUACUUUUUCUACCACCACCACCACCGACACUUAGAAUUGGAGUGGGAUAUUGUGUUUGUGAUUUGAAAUGGACCGAAGGUGGCCUUGGAAGAAAAAAUCAUCUGAUAAGACUGUGCUGGAGAAAGUAGCUGCUGAAUUGGAUUCUGCUGGUGCCUCUAAUCAGGAAAAUCAGGAUGUUUAUAAGAAGCCGAAAUAUGUACAAAUCUCUGUAGAAUCAUAUUCACAUUUGACGGGUUUGGAAGAUCAAGUGAAGACAUAUGAAGAAAAGGUAGAGACACUUGAGGAUGAGAUCGCGGAAUUAAAUGAAAAACUAUCAGCAGCAAACACAGAGAUAACUACCAAGGAAGGUUUGGUAAAACAACAUGCUAAAGUAGCUGAAGAUGCUGUCUCAGGCUGGGAAAAGGCAGAAGCAGAAGCUUUGGCGUUAAAGAACCAUCUAGAAUCUGUCACUCUUUCAAAACUUACUGCUGAGGAUCAGGCAUCGCAGUUAGAUGGUGCUCUUAAGGAGUGUAUGCGACAGAUAAGAAACCUGAAAGAAGAACAUGAACUGAAAAUACAGGAAGUCGCCCUUGCAAAAACCAAGCAAUUGGACAAGAUUAAGGGUGAGUUUGAGGCUAGGAUACGGAAUUUUGAACAGGAACUCCUCAGGUCUGCUGCUGAUAAUGCAGCUCUGUCAAGGUCCUUGCAGGAACGUUCUAACAUGCUAGUCAAACUAAGUGAAGAAAAAGCUCAUGCUGAGGCUGAAAUUGAGCAUCAUAAGAGCAACGUAGAAUCAUGUGAAAGAGAAAUCAAUUCACUUAAAUACGAGCUUCAUGUUAUUUCCAAAGAGCUUGAAAUUCGUAAUGAAGAAAAGAACAUGAGUAUGAGGUCUGCAGAAGCUGCUAACAAGCAGCAUGCAGAGGGUGUAAAAAAAAUUGCCAAGUUAGAGGCAGAGUGCCAAAGGUUACGUGGUCUAGUACGGAAAAAGUUACCCGGUCCUGCUGCGCUUGCACAAAUGAAGCUGGAAGUUGAAAGUCUUGGCCGAGAUUAUGGAGAAACUCGAUUGAGGAAGUCUCCUGUCAAACCUGCUAGUUCUCAUUUCUCUCCGGUGCCUGAUUUCUCCCUGGAGAAUAUACAGAAAUUCCAGAAAGAUAAUGAAUUUCUUACAGAGCGCUUAUUGACAAUGGAAGAAGAAACAAAGAUGCUGAAAGAAGCUUUGGCAAAACGUAACAGUGAAUUGCAGGCUUCAAGGAGUAUGUGUGCUAAAACACUUAGCAAACUUCAAAUUUUGGAAGCACAAGUUUCGCCAAGUAUUCAUCAAAAGGGAUCUCCAAAAUCUACCACUCAUAUGAACCAUGAAAGCAUUUACAGUCAAAAUACAGGUUAUGCACCAAGCAUGAUCUCCAUAUCGGAAGAUGGCAACGAUGAUGCAAGAAGCUGUGCUGAGUCUUGGUCUACAGCAUUAAUCUCUGAGCUAUCCCAAUUCACAAAGGAAAAGAAUGCUGAUGAAUUGGGCAAAUCUGAAGCGACUGAGAAGUUGGAACUGAUGGAUGACUUUCUAGAGGUCGAGAAAUUUGCUGGAUUAUCAAAUGAUUCUAUUGAAGACGCUUCUGCGUCAUUUACUUCAAACAAUAACACGGAAGAAAUUGUGACCAAUGAGGUAUCCGAAGUUUGUACUAGCAAAGAUGAUCCCUCCGAGUCUGAAAAGAACAAUGAUUUGAAUCCGUUGGUAAUUCAAGUGUCCCCUGCUGCAGUAUCACCCAGUUCCGGUGGGAUUGAUGGCUUAUCACCAGCAGAACUUCAAUCAAGAAUACAAUCAGUUUUUGAGUCCGUGGCUAAGGAUGCUGAUGUGAGUCAGAUACUGAAGGAUAUUAAACGCGUUCUUGAAGACGCGCAUGAUACAUCCAUCCAAGACUCUGCAGCUGCCAUUCCCCUCGAGGCCCCACCUUCUGAUAUUCCAUGUGAUAAAAAGGAUAAUUCUGAAGAUGCUGGUUCAGUCGCAGAAAAAGAACUCAUUUCUUCCCAAGAACCUUCUCAAUAUAUACAGAUAACUUCUGAUAUAGAAGCUGCAAUUUCUCAAAUUCAUGACUUUGUAUUGUUCCUAGACAGAGAAGCAAUGACAGUUCAUGAUAUAUCUUCUGGUGGAGAUGGGAUAAGCCAAAAGAUGGAGGAGUUCUGUGUUACUUACAAUAAAGUUAAAUGCCAUGAAGCAAGUUUACUGCAGUUUGUUCUUGAUCUGUCUCAUGUAUUGGCUAAAACAAGUGAAUUCAGAUUUAAUAUACUUGGUUAUAAAGGUAUGGAAACUGAAACUAACAGUCCUGAUUGCAUAGAUAAGAUUGCUCUGCCUGAAAAUAAGUUAGUUCAAGACAAUUCGUCGGAAGAGAGAUAUCAAAAUGGUGAUUCCCGUAUUCUUAAUCCCUGUUCUAAUCCCGAGGUUCCAGAUGAUGGAAAUUUGACCUCAAGCUAUGAAUCAAAUGCCGCAUCACAAAAAUUCUCCAUGGAGGAAUUUGAGGAAUUGAAAUUAGAGAAAGAGAAGGCAAUUGUGGAUCUGUCGAAGUAUUCGGAAAACCUUGAAAUGACAAAGUCUCAGUUGCAAGAGACGGAACAACUUCUAGCUGAAGCUAAAUCGCAACUGGCUUCUGCUCAAAGGUCAAACAGCUUAGGUGAGACUCAACUAAAAUGCAUGGCAGAGUCGUACAGAUCACUUGAAACACGUGCACAGGAGUUUGAGACUGAGCUCAACCAUCUGAGAAAGAAGAUAGAAACUCUUGAGAGCGAACUUAAAGAUGAAAAGAGAUCUCAUGAAGCAACUUUGGCGAAGUGCGCGGAGCUAGAAGAACAACUGCAAAGGAAUGAGAGCUCAGCUGCUGAUAAUGAACUUAAGACUAAAAAGGAGAGAGACUUGGCUUCUGCUGCUGAAAAACUAGCCGAGUGUCAAGAAACAAUAUAUCUUCUUGGCAAGCAGCUAAAAGCAAUGCAUCCUCAAACAGAACCAGUGGGAUCUACGUACGGUGAGAGGUCUCACCUUUCGAAGGUUGAAGGUUUCGCAGAGCAUGAAGUUCAGAGCCCAAAUAUGCAAGAUCUGGAUCAAGUUGAGAUGGACGGUGCUAGUUUUGCUUUUAUGCAAAGACAGGGUGCAGAGUCCCCUUUGCAUUUUACUAACAGUUUAUAUAGUCCAUCAGAUAAUGACUCAAACUUUCAAGUCAUAUCUCCUUUACCGCAUCCAACUCACAAGCCUACAAAGUCGACCUCUUCGUCAGCUUCUUCGACUCCCACACCAGAAAAACAUGGACGGGGUUUUAGUAGAUUCUUUUCAUCAAAAGCAAAAGUUGGCCAUUAAGCGUUUGCAGCAUACAGGACCCGUGUAAUUCAUGAUUUGAAGCUACAUAGUAAUGACUCUUGGACAGCACCAGGUUGCAAACCCCUUCAUGAUUGAACGAAAUUGAGCAUAUGGGAGGUUUGCAUAGUUGAAGGAGAAGAUGCCAUGAAUGCCUGGUAAUGGUAUUCUUGUAUCUAAUGGGUUGUACAUGGUAACCAUAUAUGUUUUAUUCUUUUUUCUUUUUAUUGUUUCCCCCAGGUUUUGUAAACAUUGACAUAGUCUCUGAAAUAUUACAGGUUAUGUUGCAUUUCAGAA